AUACUCUCAAACACAAAGCAAGUAGACAAGUAAACAACUUUUACAUUUGAACUUAAUCAUGUCUCACACCGAAGAAAUCAGUGACGGAAUCAGUGAUCAUGUGACUAAAUUCAGAUUAGUGCAGUCAGAUUGCACAUGGAGGAGUCAGACUGCAGAUUGUGUAGAUGUGGAGGGACAGCUGUCAGAUGCCAAACUUUAUGAGUCUUCCACAGAACAUGGAGUUUCCUGGACAGUGGUCAGCCCUAUUGUCUUCACUUACCGAGUCAUUCAAUGUGAGAGGCUACUGGAUGCAAGCAAUAACACCUUACUGUUUGGCCAUAUCUCCAACCCUACAGAGCUUUACACCCUUAAGAACAACGAUAAAAUGAUGAAGCGAUUCAUUGUAAUCGACGAGACUGUUAACAAUCUUUACGGCUCACAGGUUGCAGCAUACUUUGAAGCACAAAAGGUGAUGUACAAGAUCCUACCCUUGCCCACAACAGAGGAGAACAAGUCCAUGAUAUUUGUGACAAGAAUCUUGGAGGAGGUCCAUAAGUUCGGUAUUGACCGCCGAACAGAGCCCAUCAUCGCUAUUGGUGGCGGCGUAUGCUUGGACAUCGUGGGUCUGGCGGCAUCGCUCUAUCGGAGACGCACUCCGUACAUUCGCAUCCCUACCACUUUGUUGGCAUACAUUGAUGCCAGUGUAGGGGCAAAGAACGGAGUUAAUUUUGCAAACUGUAAAAAUAAGCUAGGGUCGUACAUACCACCAGUGGCAACGUUCCUGGACAAAACUUUCCUGUGGACUCUACCACGCCGCCAUAUUUCUAAUGGAAUGGCCGAGAUGUUGAAGAUGGCGCUGAUGAAACACAAAGGACUGUUUGAACUUUUGGAGAAGGAGGGCAGAUAUUUGUUGGACACCAGUUUUCAAACCACAGAAGGAACCAAAGCGCAUACAGAUGCCGCCAGUGUGUCCACCAGACUGGCUAUAGAAACCAUGCUGGAGGAACUUGCCCCAAACCUGUGGGAAGAUGACCUGGACAGGCUGGUGGACUUUGGCCAUAUCAUCAGUCCAGAGCUUGAAAUGAAAAUUCUUCCUGCACUUCUACAUGGAGAGGCGGUUAACAUAGACAUGGCUUUCAUGGUCUAUGUGGCUCAUGAGAGGGGUUUUCUGACAGAGGAGGAGAAAAGACGCAUCAUAGUCUGUAUGUGGAGUCUUGAGCUUCCUGUGUGGCAUUCAGACUGCACUCUGGAGCUGGUACAGAAAUCCCUUACUGAACGACUCAAGCACUCCGGUGGACUUCUGAGAAUGCCUCUACCAAUGGGACUGGGCAAAGCAAGAAUCUUCAAUGACAUAGAAGAGAUCAUCCUUUGCCGAGCAUUCAAGAAAUGGUGUGAAGAAAAUAGAGCUGAGCGCUUGGACAACAUCAAGGAAACAUAAUGCUGCCCCACUUCAAUAUUACACCUGACUGUAAUUCUUAAUAAACA
Myxocyprinus asiaticus (Chinese sucker) is the source of this 1464-nucleotide messenger RNA. Its product is annotated as 2-epi-5-epi-valiolone synthase. The coding region runs from base 59 to 1417 and encodes 452 amino acids. The transcript is spliced from 5 exons. NCBI's taxonomy places the organism in Eukaryota, Metazoa, Chordata, Actinopteri, Cypriniformes, Catostomidae. Gene Ontology annotation, biological process: antibiotic biosynthetic process. Gene Ontology annotation, molecular function: 3-dehydroquinate synthase activity. The record is from RefSeq and is a predicted model, not a curated record.